Messenger RNA from Oncorhynchus gorbuscha (pink salmon), 1125 nucleotides. RefSeq names its product mast cell protease 1A-like. Gene Ontology annotation, molecular function: serine-type endopeptidase activity. Bases 173 to 985 code for a protein of 270 amino acids. Lineage: Eukaryota; Metazoa; Chordata; Actinopteri; Salmoniformes; Salmonidae. Gene Ontology annotation, biological process: proteolysis. The transcript has 5 exons. The record is from RefSeq and is a predicted model, not a curated record.
GUGUAGAAGGGCUGCCAGAGUUCCAGUAAAUGCAGAGACCACCUACCUUGACUUUACCGGAAGAAACCAUACAUGGAUUGAUAGAAUUAUCAUAUAUAGUCAUCAUAGAAGUGAAGCCACACAGUUGUCCUCAGAAAAAAAAAACGCUGUCUAGUGUAUAUAACGGGGCCAUAUGAAUCAGGUCGUCCUGGAUCGUUUGACAAGCCCUCCAAACAUGCACACCAUGAACAAACUUCUACUCACUGUUCUCCUCACCUAUCUGGGACAUUCGGUUGCAUUUGGGGGUCAAAUCAUCAAUGGGAAAAAAGCCAAGAGGAAUUCCCUGCAGUACAUGGCCUCUGUGCAGAACGAUGAGAAGCACAUCUGUGGAGGAUUCCUGAUCACUCCAUACUUUGUGCUAACAGCUGCACACUGCAACAAAAGCAACUUGAGUGUUGUUCUUGGUACCCACAACAUCAAGAAGGGCCUCGGGAAAGCUGUCAGAUACAAUGUGGAACGCAAAUGCAAACCCAACUCAUAUAAAAAUGUAACGGAUGGUAGUGACAUCAUGCUUCUAAAGCUGUCUAGGGCAGCUAAAUUAAGCAAAUCCGUGAACAAAGUGAGGCUUCCAACCAAGGAUAAAGUCCUCAAACCCAACACAAAGUGCCUUGCUGCUGGAUGGGGCCUCACAAAAAUAGGCGCAAUCGUUGACGACCUUCAAGUGGUGGACGUGGAAGCCAUUGAUCUGAAGGUCUGGCAGAAGCAGUGGGAUCACGUGAAAGUUCAUCUUCCUCCCAAUGUCAUCUGUGCAGGUGGAUACAUGACCGACAAAGGCACAUGUCAGGGGGAUUCUGGUGGUCCUUUGGUGUGCAAUGGAGAGGCAGUGGGAAUCGUCUCCUUCAACAUGAGGGGAAACUGUGCCUAUCCCAACGUGCCCAAUGUUUACACUCAGAUUUCCAAGUACUUACCCUGGAUAAAGAAGGUCAUCAACAAGCAGUCGUGUUAGAAUGGAUACUUUGUUUGCUGCAAAAUUAUGCCUUUAGCUAUUCCUUAUACCUGAGGAUAUUACUGAUUCUUUAGCUUGCUGUUAAUCUGUCUAAUGCAUUACCAUGUACUGUAAUGGAAAUAAAUGUGUUCUUAAUCAUG